Messenger RNA from Puntigrus tetrazona (Sumatra barb), 3279 nucleotides. It is a transcript of the gene slc7a9, whose product is annotated as solute carrier family 7 member 9. The transcript has 13 exons. The coding region runs from base 1276 to 2754 and encodes 492 amino acids. Lineage: Eukaryota; Metazoa; Chordata; Actinopteri; Cypriniformes; Cyprinidae. Gene Ontology annotation, biological process: amino acid transmembrane transport. Gene Ontology annotation, cellular component: membrane. Gene Ontology annotation, molecular function: L-amino acid transmembrane transporter activity. The record is from RefSeq and is a predicted model, not a curated record.
AUAGAAGUAUGAGCACAAUGGUGCUUUCAGCCACUGACAAUUUCACUUUGCUUAAUAUCUAUUAUAAACCUCUGUUCAGGCAAAUGUAUGUUAAGGAUAUUUCAUGUUUAACAGAAUGGUAAUGAAAGCGGCGGUGCUGUUUGUUUCAGUCUCAGAUGAAGCCAAAUGACAGCUAUGGAAAGAGAAAUUCAAUUUUGAAUAUUUUGGAGAGAUCUGAGUGAAACAUUUCUGAACCUCACUUGUCGGUCUCUCUCUGGUAUUAUAAAUAGUUAAAGUGCAAAGUGUAUAAGGAAUGGUGAGUGAAAAUGACUGUUUCUGGUUGUAAUGUGUUAAUAACAAUAUAGUAAAAGCUGGAAUAGUUACAUAGUAACAGCAAGUUAGAGCUGCGUUGUAAUUACUGUGCAUGCAACAAUACGUAAACAUGUGUGGUAAUAUGUUAUGUAUUAGCUGUUAUGAACAGUAAACAACAGUACCAUAUUUAUAAUUUAUGUUCAUUUCUACAUAUACAAAAACAUUAGGAAUUCAAUUUGCAAAAUGUAGUACCAACAAAUAUGAAUGAACAAUGAUCAAUAAUACAUUAAGCUUGAUUAAUAAAUGCUGAAAAGCGCCAGCAAAAGUGAGAUCAGAAAGUACUUUUUUAAGUUCAUAUCAAGUAUUUUUAUGUAUAACAGUAAUUCACCAGCAAGCUAUUUAAUGCCUGGUUUUCUUUGGAGCUCUGUGUGGCCAGUUUUUGAACUCUAGAAAUAAAAUGAAGAGCCGGCAGAGAUGAAUACAUCAGUCAGAGAAGCUCCUGGAGAUCACGAGGCUCGCACUGCUUUAAUCAUUUGCAGGCAAGCACGUAUUUGAGCACUGGCUUGGGAGUCUUUGAUCUGAGAAGUUCUGUUCUGUUCUGUCCUUGGCUUUAUGCUGUCACCCCCUCUUUCCAAGCAAACCAUAUCAAGUGUCUCUUUCAAAGGAGUAUUGUGUUGGUCAGAGCCUGCUCACCUCUAGCCAAUCCUGGUCCCUCUCCUCCUUCUUAUCACGUGUUUGCUUCAAUCACGGUCAGCCUGGAGAAUGACUGAACAUCGAAAGUCCCACCCACUUUUGCUGGUUAUUAAACACGUGAAUUUGGAAAUGGAUCAAAACUUGGGAUAUCUGCUGGAAAAACUGAUUGCAUUGCAGGUUUGUCUUUCGCCUCAUGCCUCAAGUUAAACAAGAUUGUCAUGUGACGGUGGAACUGGUGGCACUGAAAUCAGACGGCAUAAAAUUAAGACUGAACUGUUGAUCCCGUGAACGAUGGAUGAAGAUCUGAAAAAGACGAACCCUCACAAUGGGAGCGUCUCAGGGGUUUUGGAUGCCAAAAAGGCCGAUCGGCCAAAAGCAGCAGUUCUGCAAAAAAAUGUGGGUCUUUUUAGUGGCAUCUGCCUGAUAGUGGGAACAAUGAUCGGCUCGGGGAUCUUCAUUUCUCCCAAAGCGGUUCUGGAGGGGACUGGAGCAGUGGGUCCGUGUCUGUGUGUGUGGGCGGCCUGUGGAGUGCUGGCUACCAUGGGGGCCCUCUGCUAUGCCGAACUAGGUACAAUGAUCAUGAAGUCUGGUGGAGAGUAUCCGUACCUGAUGGAGGGGUUUGGGCCGGUGUUUGCAUACCUAUAUUCCUGGACCACGAUCAUCGUGUUAAAGCCUUCGUCAUUUGCCAUCAUUGCCCUGAGUUGUGCCGAAUACGCCUCAACACCUUUUUACCCAGGGUGCACUCCUCCUCAAGUGGUCACCAAGUGCCUGGCUGCAGCUUGUAUCGUAAUAAUUACAGUCGUCAACUGCCUGAGUGUGAAGCUGGCCUACAGAGUCCAGAACUUCUUCACAGCGGCCAAACUCUUGAUUAUUGUCAUCAUCGUGGUUUCAGGCAUCGUUCUGCUGGCUCAAGGCAAUACACAGAAUCUCAGAGACCCAUUUGCAGGCGCAACAACAUCAUUUGGAGCAAUUGGCCUUGCAUUUUACAACGGACUAUGGGCUUAUGAUGGAUGGAAUCAGCUUAACUUCAUAACAGAAGAGCUGAAAAAUCCGUACAGAAAUCUUCCCCUGGCAAUAAUGAUUGGGAUUCCUCUGGUAACUGUGUGCUAUAUAUUUGUCAACAUUGCAUAUUUCAGUGUCAUGACCCCUACUGAACUGCUGCAGUCUCCUGCUGUUGCUGUGACCUUUGGAGACAGAGUGCUGUACCCGUUAUCAUGGAUUGUGCCUUUGUUUGUGGUGUUUUCCACUUUUGGUGCAGCCAACGGGAGCUGUUUCACUGCAGGCAGGUUGACAUUCGUGGCAGGACGAGAAGGCCAUAUGGUUAGGAUCAUGUCAUACAUUAGUGUGAGACGCUACACGCCUUCUCCAGCUCUAAUGUUUAAUGGUAUCCUGUCGAUCAUCUACAUCAUGCCUGCAGAUAUAAACACUCUGAUCAAUUACUUCAGUUUUGCUCAGUGGGUUUUCUAUGGGCUCACAUGUCUUGCGCUCAUUGUUAUGCGAUUCACUAGAAAGGAGCUUCAGAGACCUGUCAAGGUGCCGAUAAUCAUCCCUGUUCUGGUGGUGAUUGUGUCCUGUUACCUGGUCCUUGCUCCCAUCAUAGACAAGCCUGAGUGGGAAUACCUGUACUGCACAGUGUUCAUAGUCGGUGGUCUUCUCUUAUACGUACCCUUCAUUUACUACAAAUUCAACUGGAUUCGCCGCAUCAUGAGGCCAAUCACCAUGCACCUUCAGCUGCUGCUGGAAGUCGUUCCACCCGAAAAGACUGAGUGACAGAUCUCACAGAUAUAAUAACCAGCGUGGACCACAGACUGAUCCAUGGAAACGUGGAUAAUGGAUCCUUAAAGGGAACAUGGACAGAUUUUUUUAUUUGUUAUUUUAUUAUUUUUUUUAUGCCUGACCAGCCAUUUUUCCUGGUUCACACGGAUACGUUUUUAUUUUAAAGAAUGACACAACACUUCCACGAACGUCUGUAAUUUCAUACACUUCCAGUUUAUCUAACUUAUAAUUGUGUGUUGUUAUAAGCAAGAUUGUUGUACAGAAUAGCAAGGUUAUUUUUUCAAGUUCAUUGAACCGACAUUUAUGAAUUGUAAAGAAAUGAUCCAAAGUAAAAUGAUUUUUCCUUGAAUGCUAAACAGGUGUUUUCAAACAAUGACUUUAGGACGAUCCAGUGUAUGAAUAGACUCAUAAAUACACAGCAGAUUAAGAAUUGUAGUAAUGUAAGUAUCUUUAAGUGACCUAUUAAACUUGUAGUGCAACAAUGGGGUUCUGGGAUUAAAAAUCUAUUUAUUUUCUCUA